AUGCAAUGGGAUUCUGACCUUAGCGGGAAGUGUAUCGAUACCCUGAAGUCAUACUAUGCUCUCGCAGGUUCGCAUUCUCGUCUAUAUGAUCCAUUCAUCUAUUGUCCAAUUCUAACGAACACAGGAACCAGUCUAGGGUUCGACCUCCUCAUCAUCGCCCCUCCCUCUCCCGGUCCUCUGGAACCUGCAACUCGGAAAAAGGCAAAAGGUCGCUCUCUGCUGCGUAUUCGCCAUCGGCUUCUUCGUAACAAUCAUCCAAAUCAUCCGCAUCUUCACCAUCGCGCGACUCAAAACCUACACAGACAGCAAACCCGUCAUUUUAUGGUCCAUCAUCGAGAUCAGCCUAGCACCUGCGUCCCAACCUACGGUCCCUACUUCCGUGUCUUCGUCUCCAACAUCAGUUCCUACCGCCGCCGCCCAACGGGACAAGACUACCCCCUCACCUCAGGCAAUCGACAAACCCGAGCAUCAAGUCGGAAAUUCGGCCUCAGCAGUCUUGGUCGCGACGACGCCAGAUUCGAUCGAACCCCGGUGCCCCGGCCAUACGAUAAUAGCACGCCGCAUACAACAACGAUAUCAUCGUCGAAAGUGACGGGCGAUAAUGACUCCGAAGAACUUAUUCUGGGAAAUGCCAAUCAGGGCAUGUUUGCCGCUGUUGGGGAGCAGGAGAGGGGCAUUCAGAAAGUUAUGGAGGUUACGGUUGAGAGGCAUUAG
This is a messenger RNA of Aspergillus oryzae RIB40, 714 nucleotides long. RefSeq names its product putative integral membrane protein (Pth11). The transcript is spliced from 4 exons. Lineage: Eukaryota; Fungi; Ascomycota; Eurotiomycetes; Eurotiales; Aspergillaceae. The record is from RefSeq and is a predicted model, not a curated record. Bases 1 to 714 code for a protein of 237 amino acids.